CUCAUUGGUCCCGUGAUCACAAUGUUUACCUCAAAGGCUGACCCAUAUUUUAGUGAAUUUAACCCAAUUUAAAACUUAAAUAUCAACUACAACAUCAUACAUCAUAAUAUAGAUUAAUUACCUGAACAUAAUUAUACAAAAUAACUUAAUGAACGUACUUAAAAAGAUCCAUAAUUGUGAUAAAUAAAUAUACAAAUAAUUACUCAGGUGAUGACAGGUGGUAAUUGAAUCAGCAGGUGUUCUAUCUACCUGUGUUGGUAUAUUAAUCUUAUCCCCCUGACAUCUUUGAAGGGUUUAUUAUCUCCAGGGUACAGAUCAGAAGGUCUUAUGGUAGGUGGGGCCUCUGGCUGCGGUGUGUGGUGGCUGUGGCGUUUCUUUAGGGGUGGUGUUAGAAUUUGCACCAGCGAUUACGACUGAUACUAAUGAGCUAACGAGACCGAGCGGCAAAUAUGGCGAACCUCAGCAAGAUACUGCCUUACACGUGCUAUGAGGUGGGACACUGCUGGGAACAAUCGUGCUCCUACUGCUCGUUUCAGAUAUGUAUAAUUGGGUUUAUCGAGAGCUGCAAGAUAUACGGAUUGGUGUAUCUGCUCACCGGGUUAAUAAAGUCUCGGAAAAUGAGUUUUGAGUACGGACGGAAGCUGUUAAAAGAUUACAUGACGUCUGUGUGCUUCUUGACAGUCAACGCCUUCGGGUAUAUUGGGUCCUUCUGCGUGCUCAGGCGCAUUUUCCGACACAUCAACUUCCUGACUGCUUCGUUCCUGCCGGGGUUCAUUGCGAGUCUAAUGGCCAUAAACGUUGAACGACCCGAACGCAGACAACUACUGGCCAUCUACGUCACAAAUGUGGCAUCAGAGUGUUUGUGGAACCUGGCAGUGGGUCAUGGCUAUGUGAGACGCAUCCCACGAGGUGAGAUACUAAUAUUCGCCGGAACCAUGGCAGUUUUAGGGUACAAAUACCGCUCCUCUUCGAAGCCUUUCAGCAGAUUAAUCAAUUCCAUUCUUCAGAAGAUUAUUGGUCCUGAGGAAUCUGGAGCAAUGAUCUCACAACGACAAGCGACUAAACCCGACGCUUCCACACAACUCACACCAAAGCAACAAUCGUGGGUACGUCGUCUCCUGUCGGUGUUUACAAGUCGUCACUCCAUGUGCCCUCAUAAAGGUGGCUGUGUGCCUCACUUUCUCUGGACGGGCGUACGAGGCUUCAGUCAGGGGUUCAUCAUCCAGUUGGCCAUCAAGCUCUUACCUUCCCUGCCACAGUUAGUCAGAUCCCCCCGGAAGCUUUACAACUUACUGCUGAAUAGAAACAACAUCAAAGCUGGAAUCUUCCUCGCUUGGUUAGCAUCUGUGUUUAAGGGAACGUGUUGUGCCGGGCGGUGGUGGCACGGGAGAGACGAGCCAUCACAUGGAGCCGUGGCUGGUGUCCUCUCGGCUCUCUCAAUGUACUUCUACUCUGCUCCGUCUCUAGCACUCUACGUUAUGUGGAAAGUCGUCGAGAGUGCGUACGAGAAAGGCUGCGAUGACGGAUACUUGCCUCGCAUCCCGGGCUCGGUAGAACUCCUGUACGCUGUCUCCGUGGGCUUCCUCUUCCACUUGGGGGUGAUGGAGAAGCACUACAUGAAGCUGUCCUAUUGGAGGUUCUUGAAGCGGCUCACUUGGGGCAGAAUGAAUACAUACAAUCGCCAUCUCUUAGUUCCUUUUGGCCUGGACAGCGCACGGGACUAUUCCGACUUCUGGCCCAGUUACGACCCUGACCACAUCGGCGAACACGUCAAACAACUCACCGCCGAAUACAUGUCAAGAAUGGGUCUUCCAUGAAACUCUGGAAUAAGUAACCUGAAAUAAACUGGUGCUACUUUUUCUACACAAGUGAAUAAUGUGAUGCAAACAAACAAGUGAUUGUUUUAGUGACAGUUUAUGUAUAGUAUAACAAAUUACUGUUUCAUAGGAUAUUUGGGUUGAUUAUCUUGUUUUGUUUUCUGUCUAUUGUGAGUUAUUGACAUAAUUUGUGAGAGUAGAUACCAGAUAAUAUUUUUGAACUACGGUACACAUGUGAAGAAUUGCUAUAUAUAUUGCUAUCACAUGGUCUUUGUUUUAUAGUUUAUAUUAUUACAUAUAAGCCACACAUUAUAUAUAUAGAAAUUUUCCCUAAAAAAAAAUAUAUAUAUAUUGAUAACCUUUAAAUAAUUCAGAACAUAAUAAUUUUCUUGUUAUAUAAAACUCUAUAUUUUGUGUGUUGUAAAAUGGCCAUAUGUAACAGCACUUGCACAACACUCACCACCUCCUGUACUGCUGCUUGGUGAACAUCUAACGAGCAUCUGUUAUAACUCUUAUUGUGUUUAUUUACUAUUUACUCUCACUGUAACUACCUAUCUGUUCUAAGUGAUAAAUACAGUUACAGUAGUGUGUAUUGUAGCGGUAUGUGUUUGUUGUGUAGAGGACCGGUAGAGGGAGUUUGUUUGUGUAGAGGACCGAUAGAGGGAGUUUGUUUGGGUAGAGGACCGAUAGAGGGAGUUUGUUUGGGUAGAGGACCGAUAGAGGGAGUUUGUUUGGGUAGAGGACCGGUAGAGGGAGUUUGUUUGGGUAGACACGUGAUGCCGGCGUCUUUCCCAUGUAAAGAAUAUUUUCGAGUCGGAGAAGGUGUCCUGUCGUGUGGGUAAUGAUAGUAAUAUACGUAGUAUAGUUAGUCUCCGCGUUGUCCAAAGAUUAAGGUUAUGGGGUAGUAUACUGUACUUACAGAGUCCCUUAAUUUAUGGAUAAAUUUACGAAGGCUCAAUUUACGAGGGAUUUAUUUACAAGACUGAUUUAUGAGGGAUUUAUUUACAAGACUGAUUUACGAGGGAUUUAUUUACAAGACUGAUUUAUGAGGGAUUUAUUUACAAGACUGAUUUACGAGGGAUUUAUUUACAAGACUGAUUUACGAGGGAUUUGUUUACAAGACUGAUUUACGAGGGAUUUAUUUACAAGACUGAUUUACGAGAGAUUCAUUUACAAGACUGAUUUACGAGGGAUUUAUUUACGUAUAGUUGUCUAGAAUGGAAUUUAUGUUAAUCGAGCGACACCCUUAUUCCAAUGUUUAUUUCCUCGGUCAUCUGUGGUGCCUGUGGUCAACCUAACCUAACCUAACUUAACUUAAGCUCGACUGCCAACCUGUAUAUCAAUCCCUUAUUGUAAUAUGCAAUAAUCUCAUAUGCAAUCUUUCAUUACUGACGGUGAUGGUGAGAAAAUUACAGUGAACCCUCAAAGAUCCAGACUUAAGGGGGGAGACCACCUGUUGGGAAAAGCAGAUUGUCCGAAUCUUCCGGUGACUGUACUAAAUGUAUAAAAUCGGCAAAUAAUUAUAUAAAAAACACCAAAAAUACAUUACAUAUUAUCCAAAAUCCGGAUUUACCGGAUCCGAAUCUUGAAGGGUUUAUAUAAGAAGUUUUAACAUAGUAUACUACUUUUUGGAACAGCAUUGAUGAGGGAUUAUUAAGUGAAGUACAGUCUUGUUACUGCUCAUCACCUCUCCUGCCUUUAUUACCUAGAUUAUAAUGAGGUCAUCUUAGAAGCAGUGUGAUUCAUUUGUUUUUUUCUGUGUGUGCCUUAUUGACCCUGAGUAUGUAGUUGUAAAUGGUAGUAUGUAUUAAUUAUGGUAGUACAGUAUGUAUUAGUUAUGAUAGUGUAUAGUUGUAUGGUAGUAUGGAAUUAUAACAGUACUUAGACAGGAAAAAUCAUCACUUAGGGAAAUAAUCUCCUGUACUGCCAUUAUAUAAUAGAGUUAUGUUGUUUUAUGUAUUAUUAUAAUGAGUCGCUUAUUGAGAACUGACCAAGAAUGAUUAUGAUGACUUAUUGUUCACUAACUCUUAAAUCACAGCCAUCAUCAGUGGUAGUUAGCUGUAGGGACGGUGGCCAUUGUCACUGAAAAUUUCAUAUUUCUUGCAUAACAUUUCUACACAUAUAAGGCAGAGUAAGGGAUCCUUCGCCACCAGUUCAGGGUUAAAGAUAAAGCAGAAUUAAUCUUAACUUGAUGUAAAGUCCAAUGUUAGUUGUCAAGUUUAAAAAUGGAUAUGGUUGAAAAAUAAUGGUUAUUUUCUCUAAUAAUAAAUGCCUUUUGCUGGCUAAUGUAAGAUGGCCAGAGUCAGACAAGUAGACACGCACACACUACACCACGUUCUCACUUCAUUCACCGAAAUUCAUAGAUGUGUUUUGCUCAGCUAACAACAACAAGCAUCACUUAGUAUACCGAACAGUAGACCCUUGCCAUUUGCAGGUUUGCGAUUCACGAUUUCAACGAUUUGCGGUAAGCAGAUGGUAACUAUGGUGGCUAGAUUGCAAGCCUUUUCCCACAGCGCAACGAGUCACCCCACAGCGUCCCCUCUCCCUCUGUUCGCACCCAACCAUUGCCUGUGACGCACCAUCUUGUGUUGUUCUCUCAAAACUUUUAGUGUUUCUAUGUGAAAUGAUCCCUAAAAGACUGCCUAGUGUCAGUGCUAGUGAUUCUUGUGGAGUGAAACGUUAAAGGCAGAAGUCAGUGAUGACCCUGACAAAGAAAAUUGAAUUAUUGGACAAGUUAAGGGAGGGGAUGAGUGCUGCCGUGGCUGGUUGGUUCUUUGGUAUAGGUAUACAGUAGUGCACUAAGGUUGUAUAAGUUGCUAUUCACGGUUUUGCCUAUUUUGUGCCAUUCCUUGGAAUCUAACCUCCAUGAAUAACAAGGGUUUACUGUAUACAACCAUUCACAACUUUAUAAACAACCACGAUAUCAUUUAAUUAAUAUAACUCCUUAACAAUUACAGAAACACCAAGAGAGGUUAUUUUUAUAAAGGGUUUUUCAGUAUAAUGUCUGUGUAAUAUUAGAAUUGUUCUCACAUAAUGUACUAUUGGGUUAACCUCUCUGAGUAUGAACUGAUGUGUAUGUUGUACAGUAUAGUUUGUGGUGGUGUUUUUCAAGUCUCUUUCUCUCUCUUCUCUUAUCACUCUAUCUCACUCUCCUCUUCUUGUUUCUCUCUAUCUAUUCUCUUAUGUCUCUAUCUCUCUCUCUCUCACUCUUCUCUUCUUCGAGGCAACUCAACCAAUCAUUGAACAGUUGAAAAAAAUUUAUCACCAUCUGCCGUAAAUAAUCCAGUGUGUCAGGUUACCGGCUCAUUCCGAUCUUCAUUUCCUAUCCAUGUCAUAAUAUACACUAGGAACGAGACCAUUUAUAAUAUAUACCUUAAUGAACCACCUGGAGAAUAGCCCCCCCAAUUCCCUUAGAUUGUUUAAGGGUGGUUAAACUACAAUCUGGUUAUGCUAGGCGUCGGAUGAUCACUUAAGUCGGGGUGAGGUGAUCUGCAGAGGUUAAUAUUGCAAAAUGGUCUUCCUUGAUAGUGUUGGUUGUACAGUAUAUCACUUCUCUUCUGUAGUGACUAACUCAGGAAUUUGUACUUCAUUGUCAUAAGAAUUUGGGUUUUAGGUCAUAUUUAUACGAACAUUCUGUGAUAGUCAGCCAUUCUAUUGAUCAGUGUUAGUUAGUUAGUUAGUUGCUAUGGCUGUGGUUUCUCAACAUACUAUGCAGGGUGUGGCAUUUGUCGAACACCAUACUGUACAGAGGGUGAUCAUUUUGUUCCAUGACUUAUGAGGCACCCUGUAUAAAUAUUCAUAAACUUGCCAAAAACACUUUUAUUAAAUGCAUAAAUUAA
Molecule: messenger RNA, 5656 nt
Organism: Homarus americanus (American lobster)
Lineage: Eukaryota; Metazoa; Arthropoda; Malacostraca; Decapoda; Nephropidae
Product: transmembrane protein 135-like
Exons: 11
Coding region: 450-1817 (455 amino acids)
Source: RefSeq, a predicted model, not a curated record